Messenger RNA from Rhineura floridana, 4882 nucleotides. RefSeq names its product cytoglobin-1-like. The record is from RefSeq and is a predicted model, not a curated record. Gene Ontology annotation, molecular function: oxygen binding; heme binding. The coding region runs from base 235 to 906 and encodes 223 amino acids. The transcript has 6 exons. NCBI's taxonomy places the organism in Eukaryota, Metazoa, Chordata, Lepidosauria, Squamata, Rhineuridae.
GGCGUCGCAGCAGCAGCAGGAGCUUAUUAUUAUUAUUAUUAUUAUUAUUAUUAUUAUUAUUAUUAUUAUUAUUAUUAUUAUUAUUAUUAUUAUUAGACAUCUUCCCAUUCUGGAAUUUCCACCGGGAGCAACUCAUCUGGCACCCCCACUUUUAUCCUCGCAGAUAAGAACUCGCAUUGCUGGUUUAAAGGAAAAGGAGGAUACAGACUACGAGUGCCCGCCAUUUGGAGAGAGAUGGGGUGCGCCUUGUCCGCCUCAGGGGUCACGCCGGAUCCAACCAUUUCAGAAGAAAAGAAGUGCCCAUCACUGGAAGGCGGGUUGGACGUGAGCGAGGAAACAGAGCGUCGGUGCGAUGGGGGUGUGCCUGAACCGUUCCCCCUCUCGGAGUCUCAGAAGGAGCUGAUCGAAGAGUCUUGGAAAAUUCUGCACAAAGACAUUGCAAGAGUCGGAAUCAUAGUCUUCAUCAGACUAUUUGAGACCCACCCUGAGUGCAAAGAUGCCUUUUUCCUCUUCCGUGACAUUGAUGACCUGCAGCAGCUGAAGAUGAGCAAGGAACUACAGGCUCACGGCCUCAGAGUGAUGUCGUUCAUUGAGAAGAGCGUGGCCAGGCUGGACCAGAAGGACAAGCUGGAGCACUUGGCCUUCGAUCUCGGCAGGAGCCACUUCCGAUAUAAAGCUCCCCCAAAGUACUAUGAGUACAUUGGUGCUCAAUUCAUCCAAGCUGUCCAGCCCAUUCUAAAAGAAGACUGGACCCCAGAGGUCGAGAAGGCCUGGGAGAGCCUGUUCAGAUACCUGGCAGCCGCCAUGCGGAGAGGGUUCUACAAGGAAGAGAAGAUGAUGGAAGGCAAUCAGUCUCUUCCCUCAAGGAAGGCUGGUGGUGGUGAAUCAACGCCAAACAAAGUCUAGCAAGACUGCUCCACCCUUGAUGCAGCUCGUCGGAUCUUCCCGGAACUUUUCUUGCUCCUCUCUCCUAAGUGCAACUCCCCAAGCACACAAGGAAUUGCUUGCAGCAAUUCCGCCUCUGCUAAAAACUGGGGUUGGUUAAAAAAAAAAAAUCUGGGGGAAGAUUUAGGGGUUCUUAAAAGAGAGACCACACAACCAUAAGGUGAUUUAUAAGAUCUUUAUAAAAACAUGUUGGUAUUUGAAAGGGCUGUUGUGGGAACAGAGCACAGCUUGCAAAGAAACCAUGAGAGGUCCAGGCCUGUUUUUGUUUGAUUACAGACCACACAUGGCUGGGGUACGUCAAUGCUCCCCUGCCAUUUUAGGGGGUUCCCAAUACUGUUUCGAUCACGGUGUUUUCCUUUCCAAAAAAAUAAAGCAAUAGUGCCUCCUGUUGGUGAUUAAAAGAAAAAAUGCACAAUGUACUUCACUUCGCUGUAGUGCUACAUAGAGAACUUCAGCACGUUGUGAAUGAAGUAGCGAAGACUGGCCAGAGUUGUCUCUGUGGGUGGUGUAAAUAGCCAUUAUAAAUGCUUAAAUGGCCACUAAACAGGCCUUGCAAUAGGGAGACAAUGCAGCUGGUCCAGCAUGAGCACUUCUUAAAGUAGGAUGCAACAAUGUAGUUCUACAAUGCAGAGUGUUUCGUGUACUCUGGGUACCUCCCUGAAAAUUAUAACUGCCCCUUAAUUUAGAUCUGUCGAUUGAAAACAGAGUUGAGGGGGAUAUCCUAUGUUCCUUUAUCUUUUAGAAACCUGGUUGGUAACUAGUUCAGCCAGAGGUCCAUGAGUCGUGGAAAACCAAGGUUCUAGUCUGCAUUGCUUCCAAAAUGACCACCCUGUAAUCCCCACUCCCAUUGAGGAGGCCUUUCUUUUGCCUGUGGGGAAGAAUGCAACAACACUUCUCUAGGGGCUUGAUUUGGCCCAAGGAGCAUUGGCACUGACCCAUAGUUUACAGGCUGAGCACUCUCCUGCUGAACCACUUCAUCACUGGAGCACUCAUGUAGACCCUUUAAGCAAAACAGCCCCCGUGAUGAAUGCCAGCAAGGCUCCACACUCUUCUUGCACUAAUACCCUGCUAUUUUGCAAGCCUUUUAUUCAUCAUUUACUUAUUUUAGUUCUCUGUGUGCCCCCUCCUCCUCCAGCACUGGGGUGUAGAGCAAACAAAAUCGAUCAUUGAAAGCAAACAAAAAUGGUGAACACAAUCCCGUUUACUAGCAUUCAUCGUCAAGUCCCUGCAGCAAGUGAGUUAGGUCAUGAGAAGGAAACCAACUUGAAUGUCAGAUGAACUCUUGUAAGAAGGAGCAGGCUACAAAUUUUAGCCCCCACCUCUCCAUCUAGUACAUGGGGACAGACUAUGAGGGGGGUUGUAUAGUAUCUGAAAAGGCUGUUUGGUGAGAAUCUUGAAUCCAGGGCCAGACCAAGAUAGGCAAUCCUCUCAGAAAAGGCAUCCCACUAGCAUUCCUUGCAACGUUGCAUAGGUGCACAAGCGCAAACUUGAUGCAGUCACUGGGAACCUCCUGCUAUGAUGCUGAGACCUGACUUGGUCCCUCUUCAAGGUGCAAUGGGGGGAAAGAGAAAGAUGUGUGCAAAAUUGGCUUCUGUGAUUGGCAGGUGGUAUGAAGCCUCUGGAUCGGACAGCUUGGCCUUCUGCCCUGGCCAGAUCAACCAGCUAGUAUCUGCUCCUUGCUUUGCUUCAGGCUCCCACUUCCCCAUGUCCUCUAGGCUCAUCACAGCCCCUGCUGUGUCCUCUUAACACCCAGCAUCCUCCUCUGACACACGGCAAGGGGAUCUGGGGCACGCCUCUUGGAUCCCACGCUGUUUCAGAAGGGAGUGGCAGAGCACCUCUUUUGGAGGCACGCAGAAAGUCCCAGGUUUCGUUGCCAGCAUCUCCAGUUUAAAAAGGAUCAGGUGACAGGAAAGAUCACAUUCUGCUAGAGGUCUUGGAGAGCCUCUGCCAGUCAGAGUAGAACAAAUUAGAGGUGGGGAAGAAAUUCGAUUCCGUUUGCAUUUAAAGGCAAAGUGACCUAAUUCACACUUUCCGAAAUAAUACACAAACCAAAACAUGGUCAUCCUUUGAAAUUUGCACUUCUUUGAAUUUUACAAUGCAGUUCAACAGCCAAGUCAGCCAAGUCCAUGUGCGCGGAAAUGCAUACCGUAGGGGCAAAGCAGGCAUCAGUUUUUUGUAUUAGUGAAAAUAAAUAACACACAAGCAUGAAUAAUAUUAGGGGAAAUGCUUUGCAACAAUUAUGUAUAUUAGAUAAAAUUGCAUACCAAAAUGUAUAUACUAUGAGAAAUUCACACAAAAAGGCUGAUGAAUUUUCACGAGGACUUAAAAAAAAAUCCGCUAACUGGCGUGAAAAUGUGGGGAACAAGGCUGGAGAAAAUGAGAAACAGAGAGAAACCAAAAUGGAGAUAUUUGCCCCUCCUUAGACAAAAUAGCCUGACCUGGUUUCAGGCCACUUCUUAUCCUUAAAAAGAUUGCUUUGUGUUACUGAUGCUGUCAGACCAGCUUUGCCUGGUCUCCGGAUGUUUCUCUCUGUGCUAUGAGAUGGAGUGUUGGGUAUUUCUUUGAAUCAUCCCAUUUCAGCUGUGAGCAAACAGGGAGCCCCUCAAGCAUUAACAAGCUCAGCGAUUCUAUUCCUUGUGUCUUUUAUUGCCUUCUGCUCUUUUAACAUGCUGUUUUGUAAAUGAUUUGCUUGUGAUUUAGGUAAUUAGGUUGUAUUUCAAUGUACUCUUGCUUUCCCAUGAAUGAUUUAUCUACAGAAUAUUCUCAGAGCAGUUUUCUUUCCAGUGUGGAAAUUCCUCCUUCUCCUGAAUGUUACAUUUAGGGUCACAGUCUCUAGCCAGUGACUCACUCCUAUUGAUGGAUUUAAAAGCAGUUUGAUCGAAUUAAAAAGGUGCAAGUUGCAUCUUAAAAGAGGCUUCCUUCCUGGGUUGGGGAUGGAAGAAAGCCUCUCAUGUGAUGGUGCCUGUUGUUGCAACACAGGGUUCACCCAAAACCAAAGCUGUUUCUUGUUUUUGCUUUUUUAGCUUUCGUAUGCAAUAAUAUAUGUAUUACAAAUUAUUGCAUAAACAUAAUAAAAUUGCAUAAAUCAACAUCAGUGCUAUGAAAUAAAACAACAAACAUCUAAAAUGGCAGGUAACUAAACCAGCGUGAAACCAACCUUAACUGGUUGUUCUGGAGUAAAGUUCACACUUAUAAGUGGAAUGUGUUUCAAAUCAGGUCUGCAGCCAAACCCACGUAAAGUGGAGUGGAGAGUGUUUGAAUUUAAAACACAACAGGGGCAGGAUUUCAGUGAGGCAAUGAAUCCACUCCAGGUUUUUAAAAGCACCUUCAACAGCUCCUUGAAAGUCUGCACUAAAGCCCGGAGCGGAUUCACUGUCCUGACAUUGGAGCCACCAGUCUCCAUUGGCUCAGUGGUAGAGUACUUGCUGUCCGUGUCCAGAUGAAAAGUGCCAGGAGAUGGGAGGUUCACCAAUCCCUGCCCCCCUCAAUGCAAAUUAAAAUGGGAUCCAGUUCACUCAUUAAGAGUUGAUUAUAGAGUCCAGCCCAUUGGGAAGUUCUCCUGCACAAACCUCAUUGAAAUGAAGGGGGAAUCCCUUUUUUUUUUUCAGACACUCUGGCACAGGAGAACUUCCCAGUGGAAUGCACCUAUGAUGAUUCAGAUCUGCCUGCCUCCCACCCAUCUGUCUUUAUCAGCUUCCCAAGUUCCCCCCUCCCCUGCAGGCAUGCAUGCACAUACACACACAGUCACUUGACCUUUUUUUUUUGCAGAAGGCACCUCUGCUUCCUCCAGAUAGUAUCACUCCCUUCUCUGCUGUUUCUGGGCCCUCCAGCUAUCAAAGGGGCACUUUCCCCUUCCAUCACUCUUUAUCAUUUGUAAUUUGAGCAAGAUAUAUCUUUGGGGCUUUGCGUUUCCCCCGAUGAAGCUUCUGUACUAUAA